CCAGUCCGGGAUCCCGCAAACCGAACCCGAAUUAUCCCACAAGGCCUAUUUGUAGGGGCUCUUUGAGACCGGUAUAGAGUGCGGGCGACUGUACACAACCUUGUCCUUUAACCCAUAGUAGGCGUAAGAUGAGCCUUGUUACCUUGUAGGUCCGGUCCACCCACAUGCCGAUAAUCUCGAUACCUUGUUGUUUUGGCCCCAUCUGCCGUUCAGAAUCCCCUCCGAAGCUACCUAGCGCACAAAAGAUCGGAGAAAUGUGCCCCCACCGCCCGUCGUCCGGUGUGCGUCGUCGUCAUCUUGAGGCGCCGGGACCGACCCGUGCUGCGUACACACGACUUAAACGCGGAAGCCGCCUCGUGGUACGUGUAUCUUCCACUGGGCCAGGAACUCGGCCACAAAGAGCCGCGCGCGCGACUUGGCGUCCAUCUUCUGAUAACACUAGAGUCAAAGACCCACUUGGUGUCUUGGCCGGGGUGCCAAUGGAGCACCCGCCGACCGCUCACAGCAGGGACGGAUAUGUGAGGAGCCACAGGCUCUGUCGAUGUCGCCAAGGAGCCGAACGACAAAGACCAGAGGAAAGGGCCCAUAUAUGCCCGGAUGUGGCCCGCAGGCCAGGAAGAUCCUUUGCCUGGAGGUAUCAAUACCGUACAUGCUUGUUACCUUGCUGGAGGACUUAAGCGAGCCAGGGGACUAGAAGAAGGCUUUGGGCAGUUCAGAAUGUGGGUUAUCGAACACCGCUAGCCGGAAAGUCGGCCCUGCUUUGGCAGCAGUCUCUGUUCUCCAAAGUGGUGAUCUGCAAGGGUCAGAGGCCAAGAAGGGUCCAGGGUACGCGCGUCCCGCUGGAGGUUUCUCUGCCCACACUCCCCCCUCCCCUCCGCACAAACAACGCCGGCCCGGGUCAGACUACGCAAGCAACCCCAACAGCACAAGCAGCACUACGCGGAGGAGCGUAGGAGAUACAGAGUACUA
Colletotrichum navitas is the source of this 969-nucleotide messenger RNA. RefSeq lists its product as uncharacterized. The coding region runs from base 165 to 677 and encodes 170 amino acids. The transcript is spliced from 2 exons. NCBI's taxonomy places the organism in Eukaryota, Fungi, Ascomycota, Sordariomycetes, Glomerellales, Glomerellaceae. The record is from RefSeq and is a predicted model, not a curated record.